AUGUCAAACGCGACUGACGCCUUUUGUGUGCCGGGUGCCACGGAGUUUUAUAAAGCUUACAGUCGACUUCACGGCUACAUUGCAAUAGUGAUAUGCGUUAUUGGUUCAGCCACAAAUUCCAUCAACAUAACAGUUCUGAGCCGCCGGGAGAUGAUCAGCUCAACAAACUCGAUUCUCACCGGUCUCGCAGUUGCCGAUCUCUUAGUUAUGUUGGAGUACAUACCUUAUGCCCUUCACAUGAACAUUAAAAUUGGUCCAGAAGUAAAUAAGAACACGUACGCUUGGGCCGUUUUUGUGUAUUUUCAUUCGAUAUUCAGCCAGACGUUCCAUACGAUCUCCAUCUGGCUAGCUGUGACUCUUGCAGUGUGGCGGUACAUUGCAAUUGCCUUUCCACAAAAAAACAGAACUUGGUGCAGCAAGCAAAACACUACGAUUGCCAUUGUGAGCGCCUACGUGUUAUGUCCGUUUUUGUGUCUGCCUAUAUAUUUCGCGAUGAACAUAGUGCCAAAUGAAGUGACCCCUCAUAACAAUUCCGAGUUCGCUGAAGAUUUGUCACUUCCACACAAUAGAACAGUAUACGUGUUAGAAAUGUCAAAAAAUAAAGAACUGGUGACCGCAAUAAUGUGGAUUUAUAGUGUUAUAUUGAAAUUAGUUCCCAGUUUAGCUUUAUCAGUUUUAAGUACGUGUCUUAUUUCUAAAUUGACUACAACGGAGAGAAGAAGACAGAAGCUUCUAAAGCGAUCGAUAGUGGGGCCAAAUGAUACUGAAAAGCAAUGUUUAGCAGAAGACUCUUCCGCAGCGCGACGUUCUAGCCGUACCGAUCGCACUACCCGCAUGCUGCUUGCUGUACUUGGCCUUUUUCUAUCCACUGAGGUGCCGCAAGGCCUAUUAGGCCUUGCAAGCGCUUUAGCACCGGAUUUCUUCAAAAGCUGUUACAGUAUGUUUGGAGACCUUAUGGACGUGCUGGCGCUGUUCACGUCGUCCGUGAACUUCGUCUUGUAUUGCAGCAUGAGUCGCCAGUUCCGAUGCACAUUUGCAAGAUUGGCCCGACGUGUGCUGUACACCGCGGAGCCCCCAAAGUCAUCUGUGAAACACGAGCCCACUACACAGGUUACAGGACCGCUU
Molecule: messenger RNA, 1125 nt
Organism: Iphiclides podalirius (scarce swallowtail)
Lineage: Eukaryota; Metazoa; Arthropoda; Insecta; Lepidoptera; Papilionidae
Source: the annotation of a GenBank genome assembly